UCAGUUGGUUGAAAGCCAGCUCUUGUACAAGUUGUUAAAAUUUGUGUAGCUUAUAAUCAACAAUAACCACCGAGCCGAUACUGAACACACACAAUCUUAGACAAGAAAUUUAUCAAAUACACUUGUUAAUAUUGCACACAAUGACGUAGGCUGUAUAUGUACAUUGUUUUCUUCCUUGUUCCAAUGCAAUUUCAUUUGUCAUUUGACCCAGGUCAUUUGCAUGGUCGCACCGUUACAUUUAGUCUAGCAUUUUAAAGACUAUUACCGCCGAUUUGUUGUUAAUGAUUAAUUUUAUUGCAUUAUUGACUUUGUUUUAGCCGUUUUGUCUUGUUUUACCACGGUUUAUUGGUAGUUUUAUUGACAAUGUGAUGUUUAUGCUAUGGCAUAAGUUGUGAACGUUUCCUGGACACACCAUGCCUUUGGAGAAACCCAAUUCAAGAUUAUUGUCCACCAGUAUUUUAGAGUUAAAGGAUGAACUGGAAGAGCGUUUAGAAAAAUGUUACAAUACAGUGCAGAGUAUGCUGGCAGGGCUGUCCGAGAGAGAAGCGAAUGAUGUAUUGAAUUCACAUGUGUCGAAGGGUCUGGCCCAACAUGAAGAAGUUCAGUUGGGUUUGUUGUUCUCGGUGCUUGUCGAUCCUAAGAGUGCUGCUAAGAGUUACCGAGAUAUGACCUUGAUCACAAGAGAUGGGCUCAACAUUGUCCUCACGAAAGCCAAUCAGAUUGUCUAUGAGAAAUGGCUCAAGAUUAACGAUGCUGCUCGAACACAGAUUGUUUGGUUUUGUAAGGAGCUGGUGCGUAACAAUGUGAUGGGUGCCGACAGUGUUUGUCAGUCGUUAAUCAGACAGAUAUCAGGAGGAGACGUGACGCCCAAAAACAUCUGGCUGGCCGAGAAUAUGUUGGAUGUUUUCAUGGAAUACAGAUCGUGGUUGGAAAAGAAUGGCAGUUUAGCAGCUACAGUUGUUUACACGUACCUGAGAGUUAUCAUCGACCACGGAGCACAGAUGUUUUCACACCUGCGUCAACGAGAGGUGGAGCUCUGUGUGUCCAUAUUGAGAGAAAAGUGGUCUGAUUGUAUGACGAUUGGUCGGGACCUGAUCCGGUUGCUGCAGAAUGUUGCUAGGAUACCAGACUUUGAGAAACUCUGGAAGGACAUUCUUCACAAUCCCACAACUUUAUGUCCAACCUUCACUGGUGUUCUCCAAUUGCUUCACACUCGGACGUCAAGGAAGUUUUUAGUUGCACGGUUGACACCAGACAUGGAAAACAAACUCGUCUUUCUCAUAUCUAAAGUUAAAUUUGGGCAGCAGAAGAGAUAUCAAGACUGGUUCCAGAGACAGUAUUUAUCCACUCCCGAAAGUCAAUCUCUCCGCUGUGAUAUAAUCCGCUAUAUCUGUGCUGUUUUCCACCCCUCCAACGAGCUCCUGUGUUCUGACAUCAUUCCAAGAUGGGCUGUGAUUGGUUGGCUUCUUACGACCUGCACGUCUAAUGUUGCUGCAUCUGAUGCGAAGCUGGCGUUGUUUUAUGACUGGUUGCUGUUUGAUCCUGAACGAGACAGCAUUAUGAACAUUGAGCCUGCUAUAUUGGUGAUGUAUCAUUCCAUGCGUCCACACCCAGCAAUCACAGCCACAUUGCUCGACUUUCUCUGCAGGAUCAUGGUGAAUUAUUGUCCAAUGUUCUCAGCGCAGGUCAAACAAGGCAUCUACACAUCAUUGAAAACUAUUAGGGACAAGAGAGUUUUACCGUCACUUUCUCCUUUGUUUGAUAAUUCCAAACUAGACCGGGAUCUCCGCAGUCUCUUGCGGGAACACUUCACAGAGUUCUGUUCACAUGAAGUUGUGAUAAAGGAGGAUCUGUCUGAGAAGAGCCUGAUGGAGAUCGACAACCGGAGUAACAUCGGAGAGAACCACCUGUCUCCGCUCCCUGGUAACAUGUCCGACGCGCGCUUCAGUGACGAAGACGACGACUCGCCAACCACCACAGAGAUGCCCGAGUUCGGGAAGCCGAAACAAGAAAUAGAGUUCGUACCAAUCGAGGAACCCACCAAAGUGGAACCCGUGGAUAUUUCAGAACAACUCGGUCAGCUGUCUGGUGACCUACGCGACCUCACAGCCCAGCUACAGAGUGAAUCGGACCAGGAGCUUCAGUGUGAAACCAUUGAUCGAUUGAUGCAGGCUGUCAUACAGGAAGAGGAGUUUGACACCGACAUUGCAGGACCUCUGGCCAUCUGUUUGUGUCAGAUCUUAAGCAGUCAGCUAAAUGGAACUUUGUUGCCGGAUGACGUUGAUGAUGAAACAAUUGAAGAUUCCAUUGGACGUCCACUGUAUGUUAUGUUUAGGUUUUUGAGUCAGAUGUCGGAAGAAGACCCGCGGAGACAGCCAUUGUUGUUACUACUUGGAGAGAUGUAUUCGAAACAGCCAAAGAUUGGCUAUCACUUGAUAUACUUCCUCAAAGUCAGUAAAAUGAAUGAAGAGAAAAUGGCAACGUACAAAGAUUUCUGCAAGAGUAUAGAUAACAAAGAUUUAGAGACAUGUCUGCUGGAUGAUUUGAAACUGUGUCAAGAGGAUGAUGUGAGAUUAUUUACUUUCCUGAUUCCAGACAUUUACACACAUUUUCCAGGCAUUGCUAUUGGUAAUGCUAAACUAAUAGAAAUGAUUGUGUCCUGUAUUGAUGGAACACAGCUCCAAGAAUUAAUCUGUCAAAUUUUACAAGGUCAUUUGACAAUGUUCAAGAACAAAGAAACAUUUCUUUCAGUGUUAAAUGAGAGUUUGGACUGGGAAACGAUAGAACAGUAUUUCCUCUGGCAGCUGAUUGCCGCACACAACAUCCCAGUGGAGCACAUUUUACCCAUCCUGCCAAAACUAGAAUACACCUCCCAUGCAGAGGCUAUGACGAGUAUAUUGGUGUUACUCAAACAGGAGAGCCCAGCUGCCGACUUGGUGCGUCCCAUCCUGGUUCGCGAGUGUAAGAAGUCUGACUACUUUGCCGUGUCUAUUCUCAAGUACUGGGCACAGGAACAUGAAGACAGACUGGCGGAGCUUAUUUUCCAACAGCUCACAAAGCUGAAUGGUGGAACGCCCAAGAAGAGACAAAGAACCGGAUCCUCCAAGAAGGAGAACCCGAGUGUGGACCAGGUGUUAGCUCAUCUCGACCACAUGCGACAGACGUGUCGUAACAUAUCAUUUUUAAACCAUGAAAAUGUUCAGCUGGCAUUGCAACAGGUCCAGAUGACGGCAAGUGAAGUUCAGAAAACAAAGUACAGUGAUCUGCUGGCAUUAGCAGAAGACAUUGAGUUUCAGGACAUAAAGACGACGCGGAAACUCCGCGGCGGUCGAAAAGGUUCCAAUACGAGUCCGAAGGCUCAGAAAAUCCGUAAACCAGCGCAGGAAUACACUGACAGCGACUCUGUCAGCAGUGAGGACGAAGAUAUGAAACCUAAAGCAAAGAAAAGAAAAAAGCCCACACCGACAGUUGAUGAUGACAGUGAGUGACUGAAGAAAAGUGUUUUACCCAAAGAUUAUAACAAAUUGUGUAGAACCUACACACCACAUCUCAUUUCAAAAGUCAGGAUCAGAUGUCGAUACAAGACAUCUGUAUCACGUGUCCAUGCAUGAUGUAACAGGUGGUCUCAGAAAUCUGUAUCGGACGUCCAUAUCGGAUGUUGAUUUCAGAUGUCCAUAUCGGAUGCAGAUUUCAGAUGUUGAUAUCGGAUCUCUGAGCAGUGUGUACUGGACGUCAGUAUUAAUACCAGAAGUUUGUUUUAAAUGUCUUUAUCGGAUGUUGAUUUCAGAUGUCCAUAUCGGAUGCAGAUUUCAGAUGUUGAUAUCGGAUCUCUGAGCAGUGUGUACUGGACGUCAGUAUCAAUACCAGAAGUUUGUUUUAAAUGUCUUUAUCGGAUGUUGAUUUCAGAUGUCCAUAUCGGAUGCAAAUUUCAGAUGCUGAUAUCGGAUCUCUGAGCAGUGUGUACUGGACGUCAGUAUCAAUACCAGAAGUUUGUUUUAAAAGUCUUGAUCGGAUGUUGAUUUCAGGAGCCUGUAUCAAAUGAUGGCAUCUGAUUUCAUAUACACUGUCGGCAUCAGAUAACAAAAUUGGGUGUCAGAAUGUGAAAUUGGUAUUGGAUGCCAGAUUGCUGUAUCCGAUAUUGUUAUGGGAUAUCUGUUAUAGGUGGUGGUGUCGGAUUUCAGUGUGGAAAGGCCGUGCCAGAUGUCGGGGGUAUUGGAUAUCUGUCAGAAGUCUACAUCAGAUGCCAGUAUGAGAUGUUUCAGGCUUGUUUGUAUUCAUGACAUUGCAGUGAAUUGAAAAGAAUGGCAAAUCGUAGCGACAAAUCUCACAACUCUGAUCUUAUCAAAGAUUUGCAGGAAUGUUUUACCAGUCGAUACUGGUAUUGACGUAAAGACAGACUUGUAGCAUGAUCUACAUGACAGCAUAUUAAUUCGUCAGUUCGUUUAUGAUGGUCUGAAAAGAGACUGAAAGAUUUUCAAAUUACAUUACAGAAAAAUCUUUUAACAAAGGUUUCAUAAGAGAUUUAAAAAGAAUUUCAGAAGGGCUGCUCUAUUUCUUGAAUUCUUUUUAUGAAAAUAGUUGAUUUACACUUUGCAAGUGUAGUUCCUAUUAAAAGGUUAAAAAACCUGGUUUUAUUGCAGUGUUUUGCAAGUAACAGAGAGGUUUCAAAACUGUAUGAUUGCGUUUAGUUAACCGCAGGUUUUUUAAAUCUUUACUGUAUUAGUGUUUGUGGAGGGCAUUAUCAGACGUUAUUACCCGUAUGGUUAAAAAUAUCUUGGUACAUAUCAAAGUGAUACAUCCCACUAGAACGCCAAGUGGGACGUAACACUUCUACGUCACAUGAUGAUGUCAUCGAUUGGCGCACUACAACAGAACGAGUU
Molecule: messenger RNA, 4880 nt
Organism: Gigantopelta aegis
Lineage: Eukaryota; Metazoa; Mollusca; Gastropoda; Neomphalida; Peltospiridae
Product: integrator complex subunit 3-like
Exons: 32
Coding region: 414-3488 (1024 amino acids)
Cellular component (GO): cytoplasm
Source: RefSeq, a predicted model, not a curated record